AUGGAGGCGCUGGCAAAAAAACAAGAAAGAUUUAGAUGGCACAGCCGCACACUGAGAAUUGGGGAUGAGCAAGGCAUGAAGGAGAUAGGAAUGGAGCGCACCGCUGCAAGCGCCCGCACGCCACGCUGGACGGCGGCUCGGUGGCCGCCGCGGCGGCAUGGCGGACGUGCUGGGUGGCGCACGGCAGCCAGGGGCAAGGACCGGCACAGCAAGGUCGUGACGGUGCGGGGUCUCCGGGAUCGGCACGUCCAGCUUGUGCCCACGGCCAUCCAAUUCUACGACAUCCAGUACUGCCUCGGCAUCGACCAGCCUAGCAAGGCCAUCGUGUGGCUCAUCCACGCCGCCAAGACCAGCACGAGCUCCAUGCUUUCGCUUGCCAACACCCCAGCCCACACUGCUCCUCAUCUCGAUCCUUGCGCUCAUCACCGUAGCUGCCGGGAGCCACCGGCCCCACACCGCCACCGGCUAGGGGGGCCAGUUGGGGAGAGCCCGCGCGCCGGUGGCGGCUAG
Molecule: messenger RNA, 510 nt
Organism: Setaria italica (foxtail millet)
Lineage: Eukaryota; Viridiplantae; Streptophyta; Magnoliopsida; Poales; Poaceae
Product: transcription factor TCP13-like
Exons: 2
Coding region: 1-510 (169 amino acids)
Biological process (GO): regulation of secondary shoot formation
Cellular component (GO): nucleus
Molecular function (GO): DNA-binding transcription factor activity; sequence-specific DNA binding
Source: RefSeq, a predicted model, not a curated record